AUGGCUGGCCGCAAACGAAGGAAGCGGACCCAAGACGAGGACACGUCGACCGGUGCUGUGGUGGCUGACACUGUGCCGGCAGCCACGCCUGGAAAGAGCUACCCCGAGGUCAUUGCCCAGCUCGCCAGCCUCGCCCAGCAGCGGCGCCAGCCGUGCGAGAGCCAUGCCGAGGCGGUGGCAUUCUCCGGAGGUGGCACCGGCGCUGGUGUACCCAAGGUUGUCGACGACCUAGCGGCGCUGGUUCCCCUGGUGGAGAGCCUCCCGCUCAAGCGCAAGCUCGACGCUCAGCUGCUGGGGCCGGACGAGCUGGUCGAGUUUGUGCAGGCUGCUGACGAUGCGGUGGUGCUGACGGGCGUGCCGCCGACGUCGAUGUCGUCGGUGCUGGUGCAAAAGGGCAAGUCGAAGCGGCGCACAACGCAUCUCUCCAUCAGCGAGCAUGUGGUCCACGCGUAUCUGAUGCCCGCAUGGCCUUUCCGCGCGGUCUUCAAGACCAAGGCGUCGCUCAUUGUGGUCCUUGCCAACGUUGGCUACGCGUUCGGCUCGAUGCCAACUGCGCUGCACCCGUACUCGACGACGGCGUCCGAGUUGCUUGCCUCGCUCGAUGCGCAGCAGCUGCAGCCGUUCCUUGUCGAGCUGCUGGAGGACCAGAUCCCGCUGCACUACUACUCGGGCUCGCUGGUUGUCGAAAUCCGCGACUUUCGCCACAAGCAGCUGCCAGAUGCACCGUCGGCGUCAGACGUGUCGACUCUACUGGCCGGCGAGCCGUACGCAGUCCACAAGGUCCUGCUCGAGCCCAACUACGAGUCGCUGAUGUACGACCUUGAGCGCAUUCACGUCGAACAGUUUGGCGGUGGCUGGACCCGCGACGAGCGCAUUUUGCUGGAGAAGCGCCUCCUCCAUGCCCUCCACCCGCCGGUCUGUCUCGAUCCGUCGCUCCGGGUGGCCCAGGUUGCCAACUGCGUGGCGUACAACACACACAAGUUCACCGUCCGCCCUGACCCCUCGAUCGACGUCCUCAUUGCCAAGUACGACUUGUUCAAGACACUUGCCGAUGUCAUCACCCAUACCGCCACCAAGUUCAACCUCCUCUCGUUCCUCACCGAGCAGCGGCGGCACGGCAAGCCCAUUACCUCGUUGCAGGGCGACCCGAUGAGCCCACUCCACGUGGCGCCUCACAAUGCGAGCCUGGCCAAGCCAACCACCCUUGCCGCCCUUGCUGCCGCCCCGCCGCCGACCCGCAAGUCGCCGCUCUACUCGGCUGCGCCGCCCUCGUUCGACCAGGCCAUCCGGCCCUACCGCGGUGUCAAGUUUGCUGCAGUCAAGGAGAACAGUAAGCAGUGCUCGCUCGCCAUCUACAACACCGCCGAGUCCAUCUACACCGCCCGCCUCCAGUUUGCUGCUGAGCGGUAUGUGGCCCAGAUCCAGCGGUUGUUUGAGAAAGAGGGCUUUGUGUGCAUCGAGAACCGCCUGUAUGCACCACCCAAGCUCCCCACUGACGCACCUCCCCACGCCGCCGCGGAAUCGACGAACCCUCACUACACCUACUUUCGACACCCAGCCGCCCACUGA
This is a messenger RNA of Thecamonas trahens ATCC 50062, 1569 nucleotides long. RefSeq lists its product as uncharacterized. Lineage: Eukaryota; Apusomonadida; Apusomonadidae. The transcript is spliced from 4 exons. The record is from RefSeq and is a predicted model, not a curated record. Gene Ontology annotation, biological process: regulation of transcription by RNA polymerase II. The coding region runs from base 1 to 1569 and encodes 522 amino acids. Gene Ontology annotation, molecular function: transcription coregulator activity. Gene Ontology annotation, cellular component: SAGA complex.